AUGGCUACAAACCAACUAGCAAACAGAAAAGAGGAAUUAUUAAAGCUUAUUACGCAGUUAGAGCAUGAGAAACCACUUUUCUCAAAAUAUGGUUUAAUCCCGGAUGAUGAGCUUGGGAAUAAAGCCCAACCUUCCGUUGCUGAACAGCCAGCUCCAGAUUUGAGUGGCAUCGAACUGCUUGAAAAUUCGCAGCGGACGAUUCAAAGUAGUGAUGAAGGGACUCCGCUGAUGGAUGAAGAAUCGACGAUGGAAGUUAAUGAAGCUGUCGAACACCAAAGCCGAUUCACCGUAGAACACGUUACCGAAGAAGCUGCUCCCUUAGCGAAAUUCUCGAUUGAUGACAGUAUUGAUCGUGAUACCAUUAUUGACCUUCCAGAAAGUGCAAAUCCGUUGACCCCGAAUUCUCUAACAAUCGGUUCUCUCGGCGCGCCAAAGAAAGUCAGCAUAUUUUCAUAUGAGUCCGAAAACCUAUUACGGCAUGCUCUGACAAAACAACCAAACGUACAAGAAGCAUCUCCAACCCGUUCUCAAAGCUUGCCCCUGGAUUUUCAUCCCGAUCCGGACAACCAUACACUGUUCGAAUGGAAAAUAGAUAGACCAGAUUUCCGAGCACGGAGCUCAUCCAAAUUAAUGGCCCUUCAUCCGCCUCGACAUAUUUUGGAGAAGAUCCCCUGUAAUCCGGAGCGAAUUUUGUAUUACAUAAAUUGGGUGUUGAAGGAGAUAUUCAAAAAUCAACGGAUCGAAGUGCUGAUCGAUGAUCAAAUGGCUGAUUUGCUAUGUUAUGCAUUUUAUGGAGAUCCGAGAGUCGUGGAGAAAUGGAGAUGCACAGAAGCCCCUCUAUUCUCGGCCCUACUUUGCGUCUUUGUUUCCGAGAUUAUGGAAGCGGAAUUUGACGAUUUGUACGAAAAUGACAUCGUUGAACUGUUUGAGCAACAGAAAAAAAACUUUGAUGGACUUAGCAAGCGCUUGAUAGAGCACUAUCACAAUGCAGAUUUCACAAAGACGAGGAGGUUAUUAGCUGAAAGAUACAUCCCCUCGAGAUCAUUGAAAACCAAGGGUAUUGCGUUGUUGAGAAUUGCGAAUAUGGCAAAUGCAGAUGAAUUUUUUGCCCAUGUCAGCUGCCAAAGGGCUGUUGAGGAUCGCUGGAAGCCUGGUUUUCGUUGCGACAAAAUAGCAUUCUUCAUGUUUUUCAUCUCUUUUGGGAUUCCUUUACUUUACGCUGGCCCACCCGGGAUUCAAUUUGAUGGAGAUCUCCAAUUCAAGCCUGAAAAUAUGACGGGUCUGAAGAGACGACGUUUCUGGGCCUUUCACACAUCUCCUUGCGCCAAAUUUGCGUGGCAUACGCUCUUCUACCUGGCGUACGUUGUGUUCUUUACAUUUUUUAUCAACCAACUUCAAUAUCUGGAGUCGGUGGUGAACAUUGUGACGGCGUUGGCGGGCUGGCUUUUCUUCUGGCAGCUUAUGUUCCCAAUCGAAGCUUGGUUUGAAUACAUUUUGCAUAAUCGUGGAAAACAAGAGUUCAAUAGUCACAUCUGGAAAUUUGUUUGGAACAAUCAUAAAACAACCCUAAUACAUACCUUAAUCAUGCUAUUAAAUGCGGGUGCUUUUAUUUUGCCGUUAAUUCUCGACAACGACCGAACGAAAUGGAUGAGUACCUCCUUUGCAAUUCCGUCGACGCGAGUUGAGAAUAUACGCUAUUAUUCACUUUCCUUGGCUGAGGCCCUAUUUACCAUCUCAUUUAUGUUUUCUUCUCUUCGGGUGUUGCGGGUUCUCAUUGUUGAUCCCUUUUUUGGUACAAUUGUUAUGACAAUACGGAAGAUGGUCCGGCUGUUCAUCUACUUCUUUGUGAUCCUCGGCACUUUUUGGUUUGUUUAUGGAUGGUGCCAGAUGGCACUACAAACUACAAAACGUAACAAACCGAAAUAUGGAAUAAUGUGGAAUCUGUUUAUCAACGGUGCUUUUGAGCUCUUUGGAGAAUUAAGCGACCCAAUCAGACAAGGUGAGCUGAAUUGCACAGAUAUCGAUCCGGAAGGUGUCAUUACCGGCAGUACAAUUCAGUGCCAAUUCCGAAGUUGGAUGGUACCCUUAAUCCUUUUUAUUUAUACAAUGACCACCUCAAUUCUUAUUAUUAAUAUUCUAACAACCCUUGUCAACCAAAAAUACGAAGACGUCAGCGACCGAGCUGAACAAAACCUACGCACGUUGCGCUAUAAGCGGAUGCUGGAAUAUGAAUCCAAACCGUUCUUCCCAGCCCCGUUGACUCUGCUCAAUUUGAUAUUCUGCUUCACUCACUUCUAUCACAAGAAAUAUACGCCUGAAAAAGGCAAACAAAUGGAGAAAUAUUAUUACUGUGUGGAUCCCGAACCGGAAUAUAGUAAAAAGAAGGGAAACAAGAAGGACGAAUCUCCGAUACAAACAACUGACAACAAUACAAUUCCGGAUGCGAAUGAUAACCAACCCGAAACGCUAAGAGACUUUGAAAGGGCCUGCAUGUUACGCUUUUCCUCCAAACCCGUGGAAGAGCACAUCUGCUCCGAAUGCAUGCGUUCAAGGAGCCGAAACCACUCGAAGCGAUUUAUUCCU
Mesorhabditis spiculigera is the source of this 2583-nucleotide messenger RNA. Lineage: Eukaryota; Metazoa; Nematoda; Chromadorea; Rhabditida; Rhabditidae. The record is from the annotation of a GenBank genome assembly.